AUGGAUGAAUAUCGAGAAUCUCAAAAGAAAAGAGUUCAAGAGGCAUUAGAUAUGGGUGAACUUGAAACUGGUAGAGGCUUGCAUCAAGAAUUUGGUCUUACUAGAGCUUGUGAUACUCGUUGGGGAUCCCACUACAAAUCUUUUAGUAACUUUAUUCUUAUGUUUGGUUCAAUUAUUGAUAUACUUAAUGAUAUUGUUAUUGAUUCACAUUGUCCAGAUGAAAGUGCCAAAGCAAUGGGAUUUCUCAGAGCAUGUCAAACAUUUGAUGUUGCAUUCAUAUUGCAUUUGAUGAGAGAUAUUUUAGCAAUCACAGAUGAGCUUAACAAAUGCUUACAGAAAAAAGAGCAAGAUAUUGUAAAUGCCAUGCUACUUGUUCAAGUAGCAAAGAAAAGGUUGCAAAAGUUAAGAGAGGAAGAAUGGGGUUCGCUUAUUGAUAAAGUAUCUAGAUUUUAUAUCAAGUAUCAAAUUUUGAUACCUAAGUUAGAUGAGUCGUACUUUACCUCUUUGAGAUCACGGCGUAAACUUGCUGGUUGUACUAUCUCACACCAUUAUUACGUUGAAGUAUUUUGCAAAGUUAUUAAUUGUUUUGAUCUCAGGAAAAUAAUGAGAAUGACUGAACAUUAUCCUGAUGACUUUGAUGAAUUUAGUAUGGGGGUUCUUGAAAAUCAACUUGCGAGUUACAUUAUUGAUGUUCGUGAUCUUGAUGAAAGGUUCUCCGAUCUAAAAGGACUUUGUGAUCUUUCAAAAAGAUUAAUUCAGACAAAGAAGCAUUCAAACUACCCUCUUGUAUUCCUCUUAGUGAAACUUGUCUUGCUUUUGCCAGUUGUCACUGCAUCCGUUGAAAGAACUUUUUCGGUUCCUUUGAAUGAAAAUGUGGCUAAUUUAUUUACCAAGUCUCUACCAACUGCAACUUUCAAGAAGAUGAUGCACAAGCUUGGAAUGUGA
Solanum dulcamara is the source of this 945-nucleotide messenger RNA. RefSeq lists its product as uncharacterized. The record is from RefSeq and is a predicted model, not a curated record. The coding region runs from base 1 to 945 and encodes 314 amino acids. The transcript has 3 exons. Lineage: Eukaryota; Viridiplantae; Streptophyta; Magnoliopsida; Solanales; Solanaceae. Gene Ontology annotation, molecular function: protein dimerization activity.